AUGCUGAUUUUAGCGAAGAUCCGAAGGUUAGAGGAACCAGGUUGCAGACUCGGGACGCUGAUGAUGCUGAUUUCAGUGAAGAUCCUAAGCGAAGAUCCGAAGGUUAGAGUAACCAGGUUGCAGACUCGGGACACUGAUGAUGCUGAUUUCAGUGAAAAUCCGAAGGUUACAGUAACCAGGUUGCAGUCUCGGGACGCUGAUGAUGCUGAUUUCAGUGAAUAUCCUGAGGUUAGAGUAACCAGGUUGCAGACUCGGGACGCUGAUGAUGCUGAUUUCAGUGAAAAUCCGAAGGUUAGAGGAACCAGGUUGCAGACUCGGGACGCUGAUGAUGCUGAUUUCAGUGAAAAUCCGAAGGUUAGAGUACCAGGUUGCAGACUCGGGACGCAGAUGAUGCUGAUUUCAGUGAAGAUAAGAAGCGAAGAUCCGAAGGUUAGAGUAACCAGGUUGCAGACUCGGGAUGCCGAUGAUGCUGAUUUCAGUGAAAAUCCGAAGGUUAGAGUAACUAGGUUGCAGACUCGGGAGGCAGAUGAUUCUGAUUUCAGUGAAGAACCGAACGUUAGAGUAACCAGGUUGCAGACUCGGGACGCAGAUGCUGCUGAUUUCAGUGAAGAUCCGAUGGUUAGAGUAACCAGGUUGCAGACUCGGGACGCAGAUGAUGCUGAUUUCAGUGAAGAUCCGAACGUUCGAGUCACCAGGUUGCAGACUCGGGACGCAGAUGAUGAUGCUGAUUUCAGUGAAGAUCCGAACGUUAGAGUAACCAGGUUGCAGACUCGGGACACUGAUGAUGCUGAUUUCAGUGAAGAUCCUAAGGUUAGAGUAACCAGGUUGCAGACUCGGAACGCUGAUGAUGCUGAUUUCAGUGAAGAUCCGAAGGUUAGAGUGACCAGGUUGCAGACCCGGGAGGCAGAUGAUGCUGAUUUUAGCGAAGAUCCGUAUGUUAGAGUAACCAGGUCGCAGACUCGGGACGCAAAUGAUGCUGAUUUUAGCGAAGAUCCGUAUGUUAGAGUAACCAGGUCGCAGACUCGGGACGCAAAUGAUGCUGAUUUCAGUGUAGAUCCUAAGGUUAGAGUAACCAGGUUGCAGACUCGGGACGCAGAUGAAGCUGAUUUCAGUGAAGAUCCGAAGGUAAGAGUAACCAGGUUGCAGACUCGGGAUGCGGAUGAUGCUGAUUUCAGUGAAGAUCCUAAGGUUAGAGUAACCAGGUUGCAGACUCGGGACACUGAUGAUGCUGAUUUCAGUGAAAAUCCGAAGGUUAGAGUAACCAGGUUGCAGACUCGGGAGGCAGAUGCUGCUGAUUUCAGUAAAGAUCCGAAGGUUAGAGUAACCAGGUUGGUAACCAGGUUGCAGUCUCGGGACGCUGAUGAUGCUGAUUUCAGUGAAGAUCCUAAGGUUAGAGUAACCAGGUUGCAGACUCGGGACACUGAUGAUGCUGAUUUCAGUGAAAAUCCGAAGGUUAGAGUAACCAGGUUGCAGACUCGGGAUGCCGAUGAUGCUAUUUUCAGUGAAGAUCCGAAGGUUAGAGUAACCAGGUUGCAGACUCGGGAGGCAGAUGCUGCUGAUUUCAGUAAAGAUCCGAAGGUUAGAGUAACCAGGUUGCAGUUUCGGGACGCAGAUGAUGCUGAUUUCAGUGAAGAUCCGAACGUUCGAGUCACCAGGUUGCAGACUCGGGACGCAGAUGAUGCUGAUUUCAUUGAAGAUCCGAACGUUGGAGUAACCAGGUUGCAGACUCGGGACACUGAUGAUACUGAUUUCAGUGAAGAUCCGAAGGUUAGAGUAACCAGGUUGCAGACUCGGGACGCAGAUGAUGCUGAUUUCAUUGAAGAUCCGAACGUUGGAGUAACCAGGUUGCAGACUCGGGACACUGGUGAUACUGAUUUCAGUGAAGAUCCGAAGGUUAGAGUAACCAGGUUGCAGACUCGGGACGCAGAGGAUACUGAUUUCAGUGAAGAUCCAAAGGUUAGAGUAACCAUGUUGCAGACUCGGGAUGCAGGUGAUGCUGAUUUCAGUGAAGAUCCUAAGGUUAGAGUAACCAGGUUGCAGACUCCGGACGCAGAUGAAGCUGAUUUCAGUGAAGAUCCGAAGGUUAGAGUAACCAGGUUGCAGACUCCGGACGCAGAUGAUGCUGAUUUCAGUGAAGAUCCGAAGGUUAGAGUACCCAGGUUGCAGACUCGGGACGCAGAUGAUGCUGAUUUCAGUGAAGAUAAGAAGGUUAGAGUAACUAGGUUGCAGACCCGGGAGGCAAAUGAUGCUGAUUUUAGCGAAGAUCCGAAGGUUAGAGUAACCAGGUUGCAGACUCGGGACGCAAAUGAUACUGAUUUCAGUGAAGAUCCGAAGGUAAGAGUAACCAGGUUGCAGACUCGGGAUGCAGAUGAUGCUGAUUUCAGUGAAGAUCCGAACGUUCGAGUCACCAGGUUGCAGACUCGGGACGCAGAUGAAGCUGAUUUAACUGAAGAUCCUAAGGUUAGAGUAACCAGGUUGCAGACUCGGGACGCUGAUGAUGCUGAUUUCAGUGAAGAUCCGAACGUUAGAGUCACCAGGUUGCAGACUCGGGAUGCAGAUGAAACUGAUUUCAGUGAGGAUCCGAAGGUUAGAGUAACCAGGUUGCAGACUCGGGACGCAGAUCAUGCUGAUUUCAGUGAAGAUCCGAAGGUUAGAGUCACCAGGUUGCAGUCUCGGGACGCAGAUGAUGCUGAUUUCAGUGAAGAUAAGAAGGUUAGAGUAACCAGGUUGCAGACUCGGGACGCAGAUGAUGCUGAUUUCAGUGAAGAUCCGAAGGUUAGAGUCACCAGGUUGCAGUCUCGGGACGCAGAUGAUGCUGAUUUCAGUGAAGAUCCGAACGUUAGAGUAACCAGGUUGCAGACCCGGGAGGCAGAUGAUGCUGAUUUUAGCGAAGAUGCGAAGGUUGUAGUAACCAGGUUGCAAACUCGGGACGUAGAUGUAGCUGAUUUCAGUGAAGAUUCGAAGGGUAGAGUAACCAGGUUUCAGAUUCGGGACGCUGAUGACUUUGUUUAUGAUAGAGAUCCAAAUGUUGAAGCAAACAGGUUACAGAUUCGAGACGCUGACUAUGUUGAUAUUAGUAAAGAUCCCAAUAACAAAACAACAAAGAAAACAAUAAAAGCUGCUCAUAAAGCUGGAUUUAGUGACCUUUCAAACCGAAAUAUCUCUGAAAAACUUUUUAUGACGGCCAUGAACGCCGAGCAGUCAAGAGAAAAUGGAAAUCAUCAAGAUGUAAAAGAAGCUUCUUACAACGGGAUGUGUUUAUUCCAAAGGAAAUCGUUUUAUGAUGACUUUCAAGAUACUGUAGGCUGGUUGUCCGAAGUGAAAGCGGUUUCAAGGCGUCAUAUACCAGAAAAUGCGAUGACAUUCUUGGACUAA
Messenger RNA from Mizuhopecten yessoensis (Yesso scallop), 3375 nucleotides. Its product is annotated as calcium-binding acidic-repeat protein-like. The transcript has 3 exons. The coding region runs from base 1 to 3375 and encodes 1124 amino acids. The record is from RefSeq and is a predicted model, not a curated record. Lineage: Eukaryota; Metazoa; Mollusca; Bivalvia; Pectinida; Pectinidae.